CGAACUACCGCUCCCAGAGUGCUCGGCGGAGCGGUUGCCUGGAGACCGCUAACGCCGCGCUGGAUGUGGCCCCAGGUAAAGAGGACAUGUCAUCUCCAAAUGAACAGGAAGGAGCAGAUGAGAAGGCAGGAGAAGGUACACAGGCAGAUCACAGCAGUGUCCAAGAAAGCAAAAGUACUCUUCCAGAGGAAUCACCAGCUGGAGGGGAAGAGGAGGAAGAUGUGGAGCACGUGGAAACAGAUACAGAGAGCAUUGCAGAUGAUUUGGAAGAACAAGAUAAUAUUGAAGUAUCCCCAAAAGAAGAAAAAAGUCCUGAGAAAGAAGAAAAGAAAAUCCCAGAAACUUUCUUCUAUAGUUAUGAAGAUAUAUGUUCACGGCCAUUUGUCACUGAAGAUUCAGGGAUACCGAUUAACCUUCUUACUCUUAAAUAUUCUUUUGGAUAUGACUGUAUCAGAAGUGUAAACCUGAUGGUGAUGGAUAGUCAAAGCCUACUGUAUGUAGCAGGCAACCAAGUGGUGAUUCUGGACCUGAAAACUAAAUCUCAAAGUUACCUCCGGAGCAGCAGUGGAGGUGGAAUUGGGUUUAUUGCGGCACACCCUACUAAGCAGUACUUUGCAGUGGGAGAAAAAGGAGAGAAACCAAACCUCAUCAUCUACGAUUAUCCUUCACUGAGGCCUUACAGAAUACUACGAGGUGGAACACAAAAAGGCUAUGUUUUUGGUGAUUUCAACCACACUGGCACUCUGCUAGCCAGUAUUGGAAGCAGCCCUGACUACAUGUUGACUAUCUGGGACUGGAAACAAGAAAAGAUUGUGUUAAGGUCAAAAGCUUUUUCACAGGAUGUUUACAGAGUCACAUUUUCUCCUGAUAACGAAGAACAGCUAACUACAGCUGGAGUAGGACACAUCAGGUUCUGGAAGAUGGCUUACACAUUCACUGGUCUCAAGUUACAAGGAGCUUUGGGUAGGUUUGGAAAAACAGCAGUGACUGACAUUACAGGGUAUGUGGAGCUGCCCGAUGGGAAGGUUAUCUCGGGGGCUGAGUGGGGCAACUUGCUGCUUUGGGAAGGGGGCCUCAUCAAAGUAGAGCUCUGUCGAGCUGGACACAAGCCUUGUCACAAUGGCCCUGUCAGCCAGAUAGUUCUGGAUGAAGGAGAACUUGUCACUGUUGGAAAAGAUGGCUUCAUUCGGGUAUGGAACUUUGAGGCAGUAGAUCCUGCUGAUUCUGUGGAUGAGACAGGGUUAUUGGAGAUGGAGCCUAUGAAUGAACUUCGUGUUGGCAAAAAUGUCAGUCUAAGUUUCAUGUGUAAAACUCAUGACUGUGGACAGCCCUUUUGGUAUGCUCAGGAUGCCAAUGGAAAGAUCUGGAAGCUAGAUUUGACUUUUUCAAACAUAACCCGUGAUCCAGAAUGCCUCUGCACCUUUCACUCUAGAAGGAUCGAGGCCAUGAGUGUCUCUCCCAUGACAUACCUUGUGGCCACUACUGCUCUUGACCGGUCAGUGCGUAUCUAUGAUUUCAUCAGCAACAGUCAACAGAGUGAAAUUCAGUUUAAACAAGGAGGAACAGCAUUGUCAUGGGCACCUGAUGUUGUAAAUCCUACAGGAAGUCUAAUUGCUGUGGGGUUUGAAGAUGGUGUUGUCCGCAUUAUUGAAGUUUAUGAUCCCAAAGGACUUCCCACUCUUGCAGAACGGCCCAAUAUAAGAAAUGCAGAGAUAAAUCUGAAACAAGCUUUUAAACCUCAUACUACUGCAGUUACAGCCUUGGCGUAUGAACGAAAUGGAGAAGUCUUUGCCACAGGGAGUAAAGACAAAACAGUUUUCUUUUUUGCUGUUGAAGAUGAAUACAAGCCAAUAGGAUUCAUCCACGUCCCUGGGCCUGUGCAGGCAUUACAGUGGUCUCCACCUUCUCACGUGGCGAGCAUGCUUCUCAUCCUUUGUGAGAAUGGAUAUGUUCUCCAGGUUCCUGCCCCUCUCCUUGAGAAACAGGAAACAGCAUCCACCUACCAUAUCAAAAAUCUGCCAACACAGUACUUUCAUUUUUAUAGCAUUAAAUCCCGAAUCAAGCUGGAAGAGGAGAUUGCACUGAGGGAGAGAAAAAAGCAAGAGAAGGAAAAAGCAAAACUCGAAUGGAUAAAGCAGCUACAGGAGAUGGGAAAGGAGGUGGAAGAAGAAGAAGAACCUGAAGAAGAAGAGCCAUUGCCAUCAAUCUACAUACCAGAGGAGCCCAGCCCCAUUCUCUGUGGGUUUUAUUCAGCACCUGGGAAGUUUUGGCUUUCCUUGGGUGGAUAUGACUCAGGUUUCCUUUAUCACUGUGCAUUCUCAUCAGAUGAACACCAAGAAGAUCCUGAAAACAGGCAAGAUGAACCUUUUGAAGUGAUUCCUAUUGAGGACACUGAUGACAACCCCAUCCACCAGAUCUCCUUCUGUACCAGCAGACUACUGAUGUUCUGUGGGAUGCAGAAUGGUGCCCUGCGUGUUUACCCUCUCCAAGAUAAAGACCUCUCAGUGAGCACCCUGAAGGCAUACUGGUCAUUCAGCUUACAUGAUAAUGACUAUGGACAGAUCCGGGGGAUCUGCUGUAGUUAUGAUGAUAGGUUUCUGAUUACCUGUGGAGGAGAUGGGAACAUUUUUACCUUCAACAUCUUGUCUCCAGAGGAUGUUCACGAAGAACUAAAAGCCAAAAUCCCUCCUCCUAGGAUGGGUCUACUGAAGGAGAAGGCUGCUGAAGACAUUGAGGAUCCCAGUGCUUGCAACAUUGAGGAAGUCAAGCAAAAAAAGGAGUAUGAACGGAUCAUGAAAGAAGCUGAAGACAAGAAAAGCAAGAAAAGAGAGGAGUUAAUAGCUCUAAGACAGGAGUUUCUUUUUCUGCUUCAAAAGAAUCAGGAGUUACCAAAGCACAUGCAACUGCAAAGAGAGCAGUAUGAGAUGGACCGUAGGGUCUUUGAGGAGCUGAAUAGGCAGACUGCACAAAGAAUCCAAUUAGUGGAAAAGGAACUAGCUUGGGAGCAUGAGAAACACUUGAUUGGACUGCAGAAAUUACAGAAUUGGUUUCGAGACUCACUGGAAUUUGAAACUGUUGUUGUUCAUGCUAUUCAAAGCAAUCAUCAGAUUUCCACCUAUAGACUUGUAGCAGUCUCUGAGAAGUACUACCAAGAUAAGGAACGUCCAUCUUGGAAGAAGACAGUACUUAAACGGGCAUGGAAAAAAGAGAAAAAAAAGGAGAUCACCAGAGAUAGAAAGCCUAAAAUUAUCAAGGAGGAAGCUGAUAAACUGAUGUCAAAGAUCCAAAAGCCAACAACACGUUUCAUAGAAAGAAAACGUGAGCAAAUCAGAAGACUUGUUGAGAAAUCUGACAAGGAGAAAGCUAAGAUAAUGAAGAGGAAGGAGGAGUGGGAAAAACUAUAUAAAAGCAAGCCUAGGGAUGACUAUGAGGAUCCCGGAGAUGUUCAGGCCAUCAAAGAAGCGCAGGAAAACAUGGGGUAUUACAAGCUGAAAACUGCCACUAAUUACAGAGUCACCCAGUAUAUGAGCACUGAAAAGAAGACGAUGCAGCUUGCAUCCCUGGAAGUGCUGAUCUAUAAGAAGAAGUUGAAUAUGAACAAACAGAUUAUGUCACUGAGGGACUGGAAGGUUUCUAUUAUUGAAGAAAUCAAGUGUUUAUUGCAAGAAUUGAAAUCCGUGCAGGCAGCAUUAGAUUUAUCAGAAUGUCUCCCCCUACCCCCGAUUCCUCAGUUACACCCAGAUGAAGUUCCAGAAAAAAGAUUUGAGUAUGACCAUGAUAUCCUACUGAAAUUCAAAGAGGAGCAGGCAGCCAAGGCAAAGCUUCAAGAACAAUUGGAAGAGUCUCCCUCAUCUGUUGCAUUUAGGCAUAGUUUUAACAAGUCUUCCUAUAAAGAAACUGGCUCUUUACAACAGACUGCAAGCUCACACACAAUGAAAAGAUCGUCGUCUAUGGUCACAGAGCAGCAAAAGAUUUUUGUAAUUGAGAAAGCAGAGCCAACUGAAAUAGAACUGGAAAUUUUAAAGAAGGAGAAGAUAAAAAACCUGUACUUGCAGAAGACCUUAAUUAAUAAGAUCAAUGCACUGGUAACCAACUUUGAUGCUGAACUUCGCUUUCUGCGACAUAAGAAACUGCAGCUAGAUGUGCAGAUGAAAUAUGCUGACUUGAGCUACAUCACUUGGUUUGAAGAGCUGCUUAUCCUGAAGAAUGCUGAGAAAAAUGAGAGCAUUCUCCAGGGGCAUGUUAACACCCUCCAGAGUGAGCAGGAGGCCAUGCAAUCAAAACUGAACAGCUGCCUUGCACAGAUGGAGGAUAAAAAGUCUGAAAUUGUAAAACUUCAGGAAUGUGAGAAAGCUCUUUAUGCCAGCUUCCAGGCAUCCCUUGGAGAAAACAAUGAAUCUGCCCACUUUUUGACCAAGGUUCUGAUGAAAAAAUUCAGCUCCAUAAAUAGAAAAAUAGAAACAGAUGAAAAAGAUGAGAGUGAAGAGGAGAGUGAUGAAGAGUCCAGCUUGGAGAGUGAUGAAGAAGAUUCUGGAUCUGAAGAGGAAAUCUUUGAUAUCUCUGUUUGCCCAGAGAACUGUGAUAAGGCACUCUUUCAAAACACCAUCCAGCUCCGGGAAAAGCGGUUAGACAUUAAGGAAGCUUUAAUAAGGGAGAAGAAAGUUGCUGCUAAACUCAGAAAGGAAUAUGAUGUCUUAUUCGAAAAGGCAAAAUCAAUAGAAUACAGUCUGAACACAGCAGAGAAGGAACUGGACAUCUUUCAGUGGGAAAAGCAGCAGAAGCUGAAUGACUUAUAUGUAGUUGUGCCUUUGAAACUCCAUCAGGUGGAGUACUUCUUUAAUGGGGAGAUACCCAGGGACUUCUCCCAGGCUCUGGUAUUUACCAACCAGACCCUAGAGUAUCUGCAGAAGAGAAUUGUGGACUUACAUCAUGAAAAGCUAAUGCAGAGAAAGAUUUAUAAGAAGGCCCAGAAGCAACAUAAGCAGCUUGUCCGGGACAAAAAGGAGAUGGAGAUGACUAUUCAACAUCUGGAAGAGAAAUGCAAUCAGCUGAUGAUGCUGAAGUUUGGUCGUGUGGUUGAUUUUGAAGCAGUUCAAGCACGCUCUGUUAACAUACGCUUGGAAGAGCUGGAAUUGCAAAUAAUAGAGAAAGAAUAUGAGCACUCCCAGGAAAUCAAAGAGUGUAUGAAAAGAAUCUCAGACUUACAACAGAAGCUAAUGAUGCUGACAAAAGAAAACACCAUAAAGGUGAGGCAGCUGAACCAGUUCUGCAUUGAGAAGCAGCAGCUUGAAACUAAGUUGGAUUCACUGAAGGAUGAUCUGGGAGUAGAAUUUCAGGGCCCCCGAACUGCUGAUAUGAAAGAGAAGGCGAGGAUGGAGUCACAGCUGAAAUGUUUGGCUCAUGACGAAGCCAUCCUAAGAGAAGAAAUCAAUCUUCUAAGCAGAAAAGAUGGGCAUUUAAAUGAACAACUCAGUCUCUUAACCAGGAACAAUCAGUUUCUACAACCUUCAUCACCACAGGACUUGGAGGCACCAGAUGAAAUAUUCCCUGUUCUUAAACCAUGAAAGGUAACUAGCAGUUCAAGUGUCCCUUAAAAGCAGACACUGAACUAUGGCAGUAAUAAUACUUGUAAGUGUGAAAUAUACAGUUUUGGUUAUACAGGGGUUUCAUUGUAAAGGAUUAAAUUUGUUUCCUUUAUCCAAAAGUGGCUGUAGUGGUGGGUAGGGAAUUAAAUGUGCAAUUGCAACCAGUAAA
Phasianus colchicus (ring-necked pheasant) is the source of this 5754-nucleotide messenger RNA. It is a transcript of the gene CFAP44, whose product is annotated as cilia and flagella associated protein 44. The record is from RefSeq and is a predicted model, not a curated record. Lineage: Eukaryota; Metazoa; Chordata; Aves; Galliformes; Phasianidae. Gene Ontology annotation, molecular function: protein binding.